Cyphomyrmex costatus is the source of this 1129-nucleotide messenger RNA. RefSeq lists its product as uncharacterized. The transcript is spliced from 2 exons. NCBI's taxonomy places the organism in Eukaryota, Metazoa, Arthropoda, Insecta, Hymenoptera, Formicidae. The record is from RefSeq and is a predicted model, not a curated record. Bases 39 to 1052 code for a protein of 337 amino acids.
UAGGGUUACAUCCUUUUGUAAAAUAAAAAACUUUGACAAUGGUGCUUUUCCGGUUUUAUACCACUGCUGUUCUUUUGUUAAGUUUAACGUCAGUGAAAACAUACUCUGUUCCAUAUCAGAACAUUCAGCUAGCGUUUCCCAGUACGCCAAAAUUGAUAUAUACAUCUGAACCUAAUCCUACUUUCAGUGGAUAUUCCUAUGCAACUCAAGAUUUUAAUAGUGGAAGUAAUGUUGUUUUUACAACUGGUGUCGAUUCUAUGAGCAGAUUAAAGAAUGAAAUAAACUCAAUAAAAAUAUCAGAAGAAUAUUCACAAAAAGAUAAAGGCCAAAAGAAUAUAACAUCUCCAAAGCAAUCUGAAUCCAUACAAGCUGAAGAAAGUAAAAGCAAACAAGCUCUUGACUCAAAUAUUAAAGUUCUGAACGAAAAAAAGAAAUUUUCAAAAAAUCCUGAAGCAAAUAAUCUUAUUGAAUAUCAACCGAAUCUUCAACAAGUUUCUCUUGUAGAUGUACCUUAUCCCGCAUUUAGAGAAAAUUUACUAAACUUACAUCUUCCAGAGUUUUCAAGAUAUCAAAUAUCAAACAUAAUACAGAGCCAAUAUUAUCCUUACAAUCCCUAUGCUAACUUAGAACUGCCUUUAAAUAAUUUUGAUUUUUAUAAUCCUACUGUGCCACUAUUUUAUCAAGCAGCAACAGUCGUUUCUGAUAGUAAUUCCAAGUUAUUGACAACUACUGAAAAUACAAAAGCAUCUGUGCAAUCACAUAUUACUAAAAGCUCACAAAUAAGCACCAGCUCCGAAUCUAAUUUGGUAAAAUCCCGUGUAAUAGAAUCAACAACGGAUGCGAUCAAAGAAACACUUUCAAGUCAGUCUGCUACUUCCACGAAGAAACUUGAAUGCACAUCUGAGAAAAUUAGACAAGAAAUUACAACUACUGAGUCUCCAAUAACAUCUCAGAAAUCAGUUGAAGAGAUUACAGAUAAAAAAGUAAAUAGUACGGAGUUAACAAGUACAACAACAAGUCCUCUGACAGAGAAAUCAAAUACUGCAAUAUAAGAGAUAUACAAGAUGUAUGAAACAUUUCUCAAUUAAAAUAUAAGUCUAUAUGUAUUUUAUUUUUUUGUAUUAUACUU